Molecule: messenger RNA, 5795 nt
Organism: Eublepharis macularius
Lineage: Eukaryota; Metazoa; Chordata; Lepidosauria; Squamata; Eublepharidae
Gene: UNC13B
Product: unc-13 homolog B
Exons: 39
Coding region: 55-4821 (1588 amino acids)
Biological process (GO): presynaptic dense core vesicle exocytosis; synaptic vesicle priming; synaptic transmission, glutamatergic
Cellular component (GO): terminal bouton; neuromuscular junction; presynaptic membrane
Molecular function (GO): diacylglycerol binding; calmodulin binding; phospholipid binding
Source: RefSeq, a predicted model, not a curated record
GGGUCGCGGGUUCGAGGCCCGGCCGCGCCUGGGGCGCCGGGGAGCGGCGCCGCCAUGUCCCUCCUGUGCGUGCGCGUUAAGAGAGCCAAGCUCCAGGGGCCCCCAGAAAAAUUCAACACGUACGUGACCCUGAAAGUGCAAAAUGUGAAGAGCACAACUGUCACCGUUCGAGGGGACCAGCCAUGCUGGGAGCAAGACUUCCUCUUUGAGAUCAGCCGCCUGGACCUGGGCUUGAUUGUGGAAGUGUGGAACAAAGGGCUGAUUUGGGACACAAUGGUUGGGACGGCGUGGAUGGCGCUGAAAGCCAUCCGGCAAUCGGAGGAGGAGGGCCCUGGGGAGUGGUCUACGCUGGAGGCAGAAGUCCUAAUGAAGGACCACGAGGUCUGUGGUACCAAAAACCCAACGCCUCAUAAGAUCUUGCUGGAUGCACGAUUUGAAUUACCAUUUGACAUUCCGGAAGAGGAAGCCAAAUACUGGACCAGAAAGUUGAAGCAGAUGAACUUCCUGGAAGAAGGCGACGAGCAUUUGUUUGAGGAAGACGUCCAGAGCCAGGCGCUGCCAGCUGCUCCCUCCCAGUGCUCUUCCGAAGACCACGACAGCGCUGUGGAGGACAGGGACAGCGACUACCGCAGCGAAGCCAGCAACAGCAUGCCUCCCCCAUACCACACAACCUCACAGCCAAACGCCUCCGUGCACCAGUUCCCCAUGGCGUCUCGUUUGCAGCAACAAGGCGUCUCCCGAGAGGUUGGUCUGGAGCCCACACACGGUUAUGAGCAGGAUUACCGGGAGCGCGCAGCCAUCAGUUCUGCCAGCAGUAGUAGGUUUGGUUCCUCCUGUAACGUCAGUCAGGGGAGUUCUCAUCUGAGUGAGCAGGAACAUUCUCAGGGGAGUGCCCCCGACUCGGAACACGAGGAGGAGCUGCCAGAAGGGGCCUUGUCUGCCCUCCACCCAAGGGAGGCCCACAGAUUGUCUAGUGAGCGACACAAGCCACAAGCAGCACAAGCCGAAGGAGAGGAGAAGGUGUCGGAGGGCAAGGAGAAAGUGAAAGAACCCGCUUUGCUUAACCUGCCUCCAGAAGGGGAGAAGGCCAAAGAGGUUUCCACAAGGCCACCUGACAGUGACCUCAAUGGAAGUGAACCUCUGCUGUUUCCCCCGGCAAGAGCCCGCUGGAUCCGAGCGAUUAACCAAGUCCGGCUUCAGUUUCAGGAGGGACAGGAUGAUGGCAGUCUGUCACCGUCACCGUGGCUUAAAGCAGGGCCGGCCGGUGGCCUCUACGGCAUCGAUAGCAUGCCUGACCUACGCAAGAAGAAGCCCCUCCCACUUGUCAGUGACUUGUCUCUGGUCCAGUCUCGGAAGGCUGGCAUUACCUCGGCCAUGGCCACCCGAACGUCUCUCAAGGACGAGGAUCUGAAAUCUCAUGUCUAUAAGAAGACACUGCAAGCCUUAAUCUACCCCAUUUCCUGCACAACCCCCCACAACUUCGAGGUGUGGACCGCCACCACCCCCACAUACUGCUAUGAGUGUGAGGGGCUCUUGUGGGGCAUCGCACGGCAGGGGAUGCGCUGCACGGAAUGCGGGGUCAAGUGUCACGAGAAGUGCCAGGACCUCCUCAACGCUGACUGCUUGCAGAGAGCGGCGGAGAAGAGCUCGAAGCAGGGGGCUGAGGAUCGCACCCAGAACAUCAUCAUGGCCAUGAAAGACCGCAUGAAGAUCCGGGAGAGGAACAAGCCCGAGAUCUUCGACGUGAUCCGGGAGGUGUUUGGCGAGAGCAGGCUGGCCCACGCCCAGCAGAUGAAGGUGGUGAAGCAGAGCGUGCUGGACGGCACCUCCAAGUGGUCAGCCAAAAUCACCAUCACGGUGUUCUGUGCUCAAGGCCUGCAAGCAAAGGACAAAACGGGGUCCAGCGACCCUUACGUCACAGUGCAAGUCGGCAAAACCAAGAAGCGAACAAAAACUAUUUUUGGCAAUCUGAAUCCUGUCUGGGAGGAGAAGUUCUACUUUGAGUGCCAUAACUCUUCUGAUCGGAUCAAAGUGCGGGUCUGGGAUGAGGACGAUGAUAUCAAAUCCCGCGUCAAGCAGAGGCUGAAACGCGAGUCAGACGAUUUCCUGGGGCAAACCAUCAUCGAGGUGCGAACUUUGAGUGGGGAGAUGGACGUCUGGUACAAUCUCGAGAAAAGGACAGACAAGUCUGCUGUGUCGGGCGCCAUCCGCUUGCAGAUCAGCGUGGAAAUCAAAGGCGAGGAGAAGGUGGCUCCGUACCACGUCCAGUACACUUGCCUUCAUGAGAACCUCUUUCACCACUUGACGGACAUCCAAGGGAACGGGGUGGUGAAGAUCCCCGAUGCCAAAGGAGAUGAUGCCUGGAAGGUUUACUUUGAUGAGACGGGGCAGGAGAUUGUGGAUGAGUUUGCGAUGCGUUACGGGAUCGAGUCCAUCUAUCAGGCCAUGACGCACUUUGCAUGCCUCUCCUCCAAGUACAUGUGUCCUGGCGUGCCAGCCGUGAUGAGCACCUUGCUUGCCAACAUCAAUGCCUACUAUGCCCACACCACAGCCUCCACCAACGUGUCUGCCUCGGAUCGCUUUGCUGCCUCAAACUUCGGGAAAGAGAGAUUUGUGAAACUUCUGGACCAGCUGCACAAUUCUCUCCGAAUUGAUCUGUCCAUGUACAGGAACAAUUUCCCAGCCAGCAGCCGGGAACGUUUGCAAGACUUAAAAUCAACUGUGGACCUGCUGACAAGCAUCACAUUUUUCAGAAUGAAGGUCCAGGAACUGCAAAGCCCGCCUCGUGCCAGUCAAGUGGUGAAGGACUGUGUCAAAGCCUGCCUGAACUCUACCUACGAGUACAUCUUCAACAACUGUCAUGAGUUGUACAGUCGCGAGUACCAGGUGGACCCUAACAAAGCUCAGGAUGCGCCUCCCGAGGAGCAGGGCCCCAGCAUCAAGAACCUGGACUUCUGGCCCAAGCUCAUCACCCUGAUCGUUUCUAUCAUCGAGGAGGACAAGAACUCCUACGCCCCCGUCCUGAACCAGUUUCCUCAGGAGCUCGCGGUUGGGAAGAUCAGCGCUGAAGUCAUGUGGAAUCUCUUUGCUCAGGAUAUGAAAUACGCCAUGGAAGAGCACGAGAGGCACCGGCUGUGCAAGAGCGCCGACUACAUGAAUUUGCACUUCAAAGUGAAGUGGCUGUACAAUGAAUAUGUCCGUGAGCUGCCAGCCGUCGAGGGGAAGGUGCCUGAAUACCCAGCGUGGUUUGAGCAGUUUGUUAUGCAGUGGCUGGAUGAGAACGAAGAUGUGUCUUUGGAGUUCUUGCACGGAGCCCUGGAGAGAGAUAAGAAGGACGGGUUCCAGCAGACGUCGGAGCACGCCCUCUUCUCCUGCUCGGUGGUGGAUGUCUUCACGCAGCUCAACCAGAGCUUUGAAAUCCUCAAGAAGCUGGAGUGCCCGGACCCUGUCGUCGUGGCCCGUUACAUGCGCCGCUUUGCCAAGACCAUCGGGAAGGUGCUGAUGCGGUACGCAGACAUCGUCUCCCGGAGCUUCCAGUCCUGCUGCUUCAAGGAGAGGCUGCCCUGCAUCCUGAUGAACAACAUCCAGCAGCUGAGGGUGCAGCUGGAGAAGAUGUUUGAGGCCAUGGGUGGUAAGGAGCUGGACCCAGAAGCCAGCGACGCCCUCAAGGAGCUGCAGGUGAAGCUGAACAAUGUCUUGGAUGAGCUGAGCACCGUCUUCGGCAACAGUUUCCAGAGCCGGAUUGACGAGUGUGUCAAGCAGAUGUCGGACAUCCUGUGCCAAGUGAAGGGGGCGGGAAACGCCGCUCCAAACAUCGUGGCCCAAGAUGCAGACAAUGUCCUGAGGCCCUUAAUGGACUUUCUGGACAGCAACCUGACCCUGUUUGCUGCAGUCUGUGAGAAGACGGUGCUGAAGCGGGUGCUGAAGGACCUCUGGCGGGUCGUGAUGAACACCCUGGAGAAGAUGAUCGUUCUGCCGCCUCUGACAGACCACACGGGGACCCAGCUGAUUUUCAGUGCUGCUAAGGAGUUGGGACAUUUGUCAAAACUGAAGGACCACAUGGCCAGGGAGGAGACCCGGAGCCUCACCCCGAAGCAGUGCGCAGUGCUGGAGCUGGCCCUCGACACCAUCAAGCAAUAUUUCCAUGCCGGUGGGAAUGGCCUGAAGAAGACCUUCCUGGAGAAGAGCUCGGACCUGCAGUCGCUGCGCUACGCCCUCUCCCUCUACACCCAGACGACAGACACCCUGAUCAAGACCUUCGUCCAGACGCAGACUGCGCAAGGCUCGGGCGUGGAUGACCCUGUGGGCGAAGUGUCCAUCCAGAUCGACCUGUACACUCACCCGGGCACCGGAGAGCACAAGGUCACGGUCAAAGUCGUGGCUGCCAAUGACCUGAAGUGGCAAACGUCUGGCAUGUUCCGCCCCUUUGUGGAGGUCACCAUGAUCGGACCACACCAAAGCGACAAGAAGCGGAAAUUUACCACCAAGUCAAAGAGUAACAACUGGACUCCCAAGUACAACGAAACAUUCCACUUCCUGCUUGGGAAUGAGGCCGGGCCGGACGCCUACGAGCUGCAGGUGUGCGUGAAGGACUACUGCUUUGCCCGUGAGGACCGCGUCCUGGGCAUUGCUGUGAUGCAGCUGAGGGACGUCGCGGACAAGGGGAGCUGUGCGUGCUGGUGCCCGCUGGGGCGCAGGGUGCACAUGGACGACACGGGGCUCACUGUUCUGCGGAUUCUCUCACAAAGGACAAAUGAUGAGGUGGCCAAGGAGUUCGUCAAGCUGAAAUCAGAGUCGCGCUCAGCAGAGGAAGCCAGCUGAGCCCCCGGCGGCCGCACUCUGUGCACCUCGUGCCACGUGGCGCUUUGCCCCUUUGAACCCCAGGGGGAUCUUCUUCACCUCCCUGCCCUCUGCGGAAGAUGCCCGGACAGAAGAAGGAGCUCUCCGAUCGAGGCAGAAGGGCGGUGGUGUGGGCGUGUGAUCUGGUUUCCCUGCCACUUGCUGUGCCCCCUGCCUGCAUCUCUGGACUUGGCCGUUCUUUGCUGGAGGGGGAAUGCAGGUGACGAGGGGGCCUUGCGGUGGGGGAGAGGGGAGUUUGAACCCUGCACAUUCCACCAGCAAACUGCAGGGAAGGUGGGCAGAGUUUUUCGGGGCGGUGGCAGAAAUGGGCUGAUGUGGCAGCUGCGUCAUGCCCGUUGGGCGGAUGUGGCCCAUUUCUGCACGUGGGAAUUCUGAAAGUGGCUCCUAACGGCCCAGGGGAAUUGAGGUGCUCUGCUGUCUGCUGGGGAAGGAGCACAACGGAAACCAAAAAAAACCCCCAUCUCAGCGUUGUCCUCUGUCGGGGCUGCCUUAUUUUCCACUGAGUUCUGUUGCUGUCCUCCCCGCCACCCCCCGGUGUUGCUGUUGAACUCUGUGGGGAGCACGUCCACACGGUGUGACCCUCGCCCAGGGGAAUCCUUCUGCACUUGGCUCCAGGCAUGGGCUGAUCUGGUCCCUCGUGCGUCACGUACUGUAGCCCUCUCAGUGAGCACUUGAGGACUGCACGUGGUGGGGGGUGUCUGUGUACAUAUUUGGGGGCUUGUUUUUCUAUUUUUGUCUUGGCCCUUGUACAGCUGUAUGAUAGGAACCUUCUAUUUCCCAAACCUGCUUUUAGACACUGCUCAGCUCUUGUCCCUGGAUGGAAUCUAUGGAUGCUCUUUGGAGCACUGCAAAGUUGUCGUUGCGAUUUUUAAUCACUGUUUUAUGUGCCCAUGUUGCAAGAAGCAGCUAAGGUAGCCUCGAAUAAAUUACCUUGU